Molecule: messenger RNA, 663 nt
Organism: Danio rerio (zebrafish)
Lineage: Eukaryota; Metazoa; Chordata; Actinopteri; Cypriniformes; Danionidae
Gene: s100a10b
Product: S100 calcium binding protein A10b
Molecular function (GO): calcium ion binding
Source: RefSeq, marked provisional
AGCUUGGACAACUCCCGCGCAGGACAUUCACAUCAUUCCUUCAUCUUCAGGUGACGCUCUGCCUUUAUCAGCACAUUCACAAUGCCAUCUGAUCUGGAGAGAGCAAUGGAGACCCUGAUCACGGUGUUUCACCGUUAUUCAGGCGCAGAGGGGAACUCAUCAACCCUGAGUCGAAGAGAGCUUAAACAGCUGAUGGAGAAAGAGCUGGCUAGUUUUCUGAAGAGUCAGAAAGACCCUGCUGCCGUAGACAAGAUUAUGAAGGAUCUGGAUGCCAAUGGGGAUGGAGAGGUGAAUUUUGAGGAGUUUGUGUCUCUUGUGGUGGGCCUGUCCAUCGCCUGCGAACAACUCUACCAGAAACAGAUGAAAGCAGCAGCCAAGAAGUAAUAAAAGACCAAACAUGAGGGGAAAAAAAGUUUUUCUGUUUUGUCACAUUGUUAAUAGUUUAAUACACACUUUCAUCCGCAUGCCCCAAUUGGAAGUUGCAACUGCAGUUACAAUGCAUUUUUGCAAAUGAGGAUGUUUUGUCAUUUUUGUCAAGUCAUGUUCAGUUUUAUUGUAAGUUUUUCUUGUUUGAAGUAUUAUUUAGACACAAAAGAUGUCAUCAUCAUCCGAACAAAUAGUACAACCGUGAAAAUAAACAUUUUGUGAUUUUUUUUUAUUCCA